This is a messenger RNA of Mesorhabditis belari, 1065 nucleotides long. The record is from the annotation of a GenBank genome assembly. NCBI's taxonomy places the organism in Eukaryota, Metazoa, Nematoda, Chromadorea, Rhabditida, Rhabditidae.
AUGCACAACAGCACUACCACUUUUGCUCCACCACCAAUUUAUGUGCCUCCAGCUUGUUUGGUAAUGGAACAAUGCUAUCCGACAUUGAGCACAGUUGUUGAGAUGAUCAAUGUUAUGACAACCUCAUGGCUCCAUCCCCAGUGCCUACCCAUAUUCACCUCAAUGCUCGCUUCAGACAUUAUUUGCGUUUACAAUUUCACGGUCCUCAUCUGCUACACAACUCUGUUAAUCUUUAUUCUAACAAUGCGAAAGCUCAACUUCAACUUCCGAGUGUGCAUCGGCUUAUUGUAUCUAUCGGACUCGAUCACGUUGAUCAUGUCUGCAAGAGAAGCUGUGAUCACUGGUUGUGCAUUGGAUCUACGCGUUGAUUUGAAUCUCGUUUGGCAGGGAGCCGGUGGUGGGGUGCAAGACUUGUUGAUAUCGACAAAUCUUCUCAUGGCUUAUUUGCGCUUUCACGAAGCGACACAUAUAGGAAGUGAGACAAAUCAAUGGAUUCCAAGUGUCGGCGCGGUUCUCUCGAUUCUCAUUUGCAUAACCACAUUCUUUUUGCAUGUCACCGGCAAUAUCACCUAUUUGUGGUACGAUCCAAAUGGGACCUAUGAGGAGAGAUAUCUUUGGCCAUUUCAGUACAUCCGAAUCGUUUACCUGGUGGUGGCGAUUUUCACGGCCACCGUUUUUUACAUCGCGUGCGCGUAUCGAAUCGUGACGUUAUCAUCAAACUUCGCGCAUCGCGAGAAAUUCAUCCUUUUCACAUCAGCUUCCGUUUUCGUCACCCAACUCGUUUUCACCUAUGCCACUUUUUGGAUGGGCUGCAAGUUGGGAAUUGGAGAUGUUCUAUUCAACGCAAAUUUGAGUUAUUUCGGUCGUCCACUUUGCUCAUCUGUUGCACCGAUGUUGUACUUGUGUUCGAGCAGUAUGCGAUCUGGAUUGAAAGAUCAACUGGGGAAAUUUCGGAUGACGGUUAGGAAAGUGAUCACCGGGACGAGGACGACACAAAAACGGAGGAUUUCACUGGAACCGGUCUCAGUCUCGACCAUCAGAGCAUCGGUACAAAGGCCGAGCAUU